This is a messenger RNA of Pteronotus mesoamericanus, 1893 nucleotides long. It is a transcript of the gene ARSL, whose product is annotated as arylsulfatase L. The record is from RefSeq and is a predicted model, not a curated record. Lineage: Eukaryota; Metazoa; Chordata; Mammalia; Chiroptera; Mormoopidae. Gene Ontology annotation, molecular function: arylsulfatase activity. The coding region runs from base 1 to 1893 and encodes 630 amino acids. The transcript is spliced from 11 exons.
AUGAGCCGCGUCGUGAUGUCCCGCAGCCCAGCCUGCCACAGCCCACCCGCCAUUAGGAAACAAGAAGCAGGAGAGAACACGUCACCUCCGGAACGUUCUGGGAGCUGGCUGGUGGUGGCUAUCGGCGUCCUGGGCUGCAGGCUCUCCGAGGGAGGCGAUGUCUCCGGCUCCCGCCCCAACAUCCUGCUUUUCCUGGCGGACGACCUUGGCAUCGGGGACAUCGGCUGCUAUGGCAACGACACCAUCAGGAAUAAAACGAAUCGUGUUUUUCUCCGUAGGACUCCAAACAUCGACCGCCUCGCACGGGACGGCGUACGGCUCACCCAGCACCUCUCGGCGGCCUCCGUUUGCACCCCCAGCCGGGCCGCGUUCCUCACGGGCAGAUAUCCCCUCCGAUCAGGCAUGGUGUCCAGCCACGGCCAUCGCGUUCUCCUCUGGACCGCGGUCCCCGGAGGCCUUCCGACCAAUGAGACAACGUUCGCGAAAAUAUUGAAAGAUGGAGGCUAUGCUACGGGACUGAUAGGAAAAUGGCACGUGGGUCUCAACUGUGAAUCUUCCGAGGACCACUGCCACCACCCCCUCAACCACGGGUUUGACCAUUUCUUUGGGAUGCCUAUCAGCCUGAUGGCAGAUUGUGCUUCCUUUGAAAUAUCAGAAAAGCGGAGCGUCCUGGAGAGCAAACUCAACUUCUACAUGCAGCUGAUGGCCCUCGCUGCUCUAACACUCACGGCUGGGAAGAGCACCCACCUCCUGGCCAUCUCGUGGGCACCGGCCAUCUGGUCAACCCUUCUGGCCGUCUUGUUGUUUAUGGCUUCUCAUUUGAUCGGUGUGCUGAUUAUUCACGCGGACUGCUUUCUGAUGAGAAAUCACAGCAUCACCGAGCAGCCCAUGAACUUGUCAAGGACGACGUCUCUCUUCCUCAAGGAGGCCUCGACCUUUCUCAAAAGGAACAAGCAGGGACCUUUCCUUCUGUUUGUGUCCUUUCUACACGUCCACACCCCGCUCUUCACUACUGAGAAUUUCCUCGGGCAGAGCCUCCACGGGCUAUACGGGGACAAUGUGCAGGAGAUGGAUUGGAUGGUGGGGCAGAUCCUUGGUAUUCUGGACACAGAAGGUCUGACCAACAAGACGCUGGUUUACUUUGCGUCGGAUCACGGCGGAUCCUUGGAGUCUCAAGUGGGAGACCAGCAAUAUGGGGGCUGGAAUGGGAUCUACAAAGGCGGCAAAGGCAUGGGCGGCUGGGAGGGCGGCAUCAGGGUCCCCGGGAUCUUCCGGUGGCCCGGGGUGCUGCCCGCCGGCCGGGUGAUCACAGAGCCCACCAGCCUCAUGGACGUGUUCCCCACCGUGGUCCAGCUGGCGGGCGGCGAGGUGCCCCGGGACAGGGUGAUCGACGGCCGGGACCUGCUGCCUCUGCUCCUGGGAACCACGCAGCACUCGGACCACGAGUUCCUGAUGCAUUACUGUGAGGUGUUCCUGCAUGCAGCCCGCUGGCACCAACGGGACCGAGGAGCCGUCUGGAAGGUCCACUACACGACUCCGCGCUUCCAGCCCCAGGACGCCGGUGCCUGCUACGGGAGCACGGUCUGCCCCUGUUCCGGGCCCUCGGUGGCUCACCACGACCCCCCUUUGCUCUUCGACCUCUCCAGAGACCCGUCCGAGGCCCACGCCCUCACGCCGGACACGGAGCCCUCGUUCUACCAGGUGGUGGAGACAGUGGCACGGGCCGUGGAGGGCCACCGCCGCACCCUCCGGCCCGCGGCGCCGCAGCUGGACGGGCGCAACGCCUGGAGGCCCUGGCUGCAGCCGUGCUGUGGGCCGUUCCCGCUCUGCUGGUGCGACCACGAACCGGACGCAGACGCCCACGCGCAGACGCCGCCUCCCCGGGAACCCUGA